Myripristis murdjan (pinecone soldierfish) is the source of this 1370-nucleotide messenger RNA. It is a transcript of the gene cryzl1, whose product is annotated as crystallin, zeta (quinone reductase)-like 1. The transcript has 13 exons. The record is from RefSeq and is a predicted model, not a curated record. Lineage: Eukaryota; Metazoa; Chordata; Actinopteri; Holocentriformes; Holocentridae. Gene Ontology annotation, molecular function: oxidoreductase activity. The coding region runs from base 176 to 1234 and encodes 352 amino acids.
GAGGCGGAGGGUAGAAGAAAAAACAGAAGUCAGCUGACUGCUAGCUAGACAGCGAUUUGAAAACAGCACAGACGUCCAACUUUCACUGAGAUACAGCGGAAUUAUUGCUCACACGGGGUUGAAUAUUUCCAGCUCCUUCAGCCAGUGAACUGUAAGAAGAAAACAACACUCCGGCAUGAAGGGCCUGUACUGCCGAGCCGCUGUGAGCGAAGCUGAGGCCAAAUUCAUCAUCCAGGAGACGACUCUUCCUGCGGUGUUAGACAGCCACCAGGUCAGGGUUCAGGUGAAGGCGUGUGGACUGAGCCCACUGGACCUCAAGUUGCUAGAUGACCUGGGGAUCCAAAGAGAUUUAAUUCCUGUUGGCAGAGAGGUGGCUGGGGUCAUCCAGCAAGUGGGAUCCAAAGUCUCUUUCUUCCAGCCUGACGAUGAGGUUGUAGGUAUUUUGCCGCUGGACUCUCCCAGCUCUGGCCUCUGUGACACCAUUGACGUAGAUGAACACCAUCUAGUUCACAAACCAGAGAAGCUGAGCUGGGUGUGUGCGGCAGGAGCAUUACGAGACGGUGUGUGUGCUUACACCGCAUUGCACACGCAUGCACGCAUGGCAGCUGGUCACACACUCCUGGUCCUGGAUGGAGCCAGCUCGUUUGGCCUGAUGUGCAUCCAGCUAGCUUGUUACCACGGAGUGAAGGUCCUUACCACGUCACACACACCGCAACAAACCUCAUUCCUGGAGCAGCUGAGGCCCAGUGUAGGGGUUCAGGAUCCUCUAGUAGUCAGGGUGAUUCCAGUGUAUGACAGCUCCUCAGACCUGCUGUCGGUUGUUUCGGAGGAGACAGGAGGAUUAGGAGUGGAUAUCGUCAUAGACUCCGGAGUUUGUCUGCACGAAGAAGAGCCAGAGGAGAUGAAGCUCCUCCCACACAAACAUGACAUCAUCAGCGUGCUGGGAGUGGGUGGGCACUGGGUCACAUCCCACCAAGACCUGCAGUUGGAUCCUCCGGACAGCAGAUUACUCUACUUGAAGUCGGCCUCUGUCUCUUUCCUCAACGCGGAUAUUUGGACAGCUUCAUCUGCUCAGCAAGGACGAUACCUCCAUAUUCUGAAGGACAUUGUGGAGAAGAUGUCGGCUGGAGUGCUCAGACCACAGCCCGAGGAGGCGGUCCCUCUCUACGAAGGCACGGUUGCCAUGGAAAUGGUCCAGCGUCGUCAGAAGAGAAAGGCUGUUGUUCAGCUCUGACUGCGCUACCCACAUCCCACUGGCAUAUCAGGCAACAGAGCCCACGAUCUACUAAUGUGUUGUGGGAAAAGACUGGAAACCACAUCUAACCACAUGUCUAGUUUUGGUCAUUUUUGUCAUUUUACAUUACGGAUUU